Vigna unguiculata (cowpea) is the source of this 675-nucleotide messenger RNA. Its product is annotated as Rhodanese/Cell cycle control phosphatase superfamily protein. Gene Ontology annotation, molecular function: catalytic activity. The record is from RefSeq and is a predicted model, not a curated record. Lineage: Eukaryota; Viridiplantae; Streptophyta; Magnoliopsida; Fabales; Fabaceae.
CUUAGUGACACCACUUGCUCUGUAGCAAAUUUCACAGCAUAAAUACACUUCAUACAAGUUUGGCAUUGGAUGUAAACUCUGACAAUAGAGGAAUGGAUGCCCCCAAGGAUGAUCAAAAUGUUGUAACCAUAGAUGUCCAUGCUGCUAAAAAUCUGCUAAAUUCAUCAGAUUAUCGUUAUCUGGAUGUGAGGUCAGUUGAGGAAUUCAAUAAAAGCCAUGUUGAGAAUGCUUAUAAUGUCCCCUACAUGUUCAUCACAGAAGCAGGACGGGUGAAAAAUCCAGAAUUUGUUGAGCAGGUGGCAGCAAUAUGCAAGAAUGAGGAUCAUUUAAUUGUGGCUUGCAAUAGUGGAGGAAGAUCACUCCGAGCCAGCGUUGAUUUACUUGAUUCGGGAUUUAAACAUGUUGUGAAUAUGGGAGGAGGCUACUCUGCAUGGGUUGAUGCUGGAUUUGCUGGGGACAAGCCACCAGAAGAGCUCAAAACUAGUUGUAAGAUUCGUCGUUAAAGAGUUCUAUUAUCCCAAUGUUUUUAUGAUUUAAAUAAGGAAACUUUGAAACCAUUUGUAACUUUCUCUGUGUGAUAACACGUACUUUCAGUUUCUUUCAUUAUUUUUACUUUGCCAGAAAAGUGUACAUGUUUUCGAUUAAAGAUGUGGAUCAAACAUUAUUGUUACUCAG